AUGAUUGUCGUCCGGGGUAUUAAGACUCGUGAUGCCAAUGGCAAGCCGUACCUCCGGCAAGACAUCGACAAGUGGUACAUGGAGCAGAUGGCUGGCGACAGAAUCCAGCUCACUCUAUUUGUGGAAGCUCUGGCUCUGAUUCAGAGACGUGAUUUGGAUGACCUGAAGUCUUACUUCCGUCUGGCGGCCAUCCAUUCGGCUCCAUGGUGCGAAUGGGACGAUGUACCUCAAGCUCAGCGUGAGCCGGGCGAACGAGGAUAUUGUGUGCAUUCGAACUACACGUUUCCGACUUGGCAUCGAGUGUACAUGAUGCUCUAUGAGCGAACUCUGUAUGAAGCAAUGCUUGAAUGGAUUCACGAGGCUGUCCCAGAGAGCCAUAAAGAUAUCUGGAGAAAAGAAGCCGAUAAAUGGCGCCUCCCUUACUGGGACUUUGCUCGUUUUGCGGAUCGACCUCCAUCAACAGCUGGCCCUCUCCCGCAUGAUAUUGACCAUGACCAACUUAGACUGCCCAUCCUUUGUAUGAUGCCGAAUGUGCGGAUUACCUUGUUUACCAAGGACAGCGGCCCUAUUAUCGAAUCUCGACCCAAUCCUUUGUAUAAAUACAUAACCCCACAACUGAUGGGUGAAUUCCGUGACCCAUACAAGAUUAGGGGGGAAACUACUGAACCUGACCCUAACGAUAAAGUCCAGACCCCCAAAUUCACCCUUCAGUGGGAUAAAUGCAAUGCGACAACCAAGUACGGCCUGCUCGAUGGGUUCCAUGAGAGUAUCUGGGCAGAUGGAGGCCAGAACUGGCUUCGAGCUAACUACGCCCUCAACGAGCAUUCUAAUUUUGAAAAGCUUGGAGAGAAUCCAGUUCCUACACUGCAAGAUCUGGUGCACAGGUUGUUUCAGUAUGGCCUUGACUCGUGGGGGGCAUUUUCGUCCGUUCGCUAUACGAAGGAUUCAACCAAAGCCGAAUCUGCGUCGACAGGCAUUGAGACGUACAGCGAAGAGUUGGACGGCAACGUAAAGAAUGCUCUGAGCCUGGAUUUCAUUCACAACAAUGUCCAUAAUUUUGUGGGAGGUUCUCAAUUUCUCCGCCCACCGAAAGAAGGCAUCCAUCUCUGGGGUGCUGGCCAUAUGAGCAGUGUCGCUAUGGCUGCCUUUGACCCAAUCUUCUUCAUUUACCACAAUAACAUUGACCGCUUAACUGCCAUAUGGCAGAUCCUCAACUGGGAGAAGUGGUUUGACGACGACAAGAGCAAGCUUAUAAAGGACAAUGCACUGACCCCCUUCCACAAAGACGCAGACCGCAACUUUUGGAAGUCAGAUGAUGAGAUUCUGAAAGGCAUUGAGACCCUCUACGGAAAGCCGACGGAGAAUCUAUAUGGAUUGCUUCCUAAGCAUCAUGGCGACAGUGAAGACUAUGUUAUUACUGUGGUCUAUGACAAAUUUGCUUUGAAUGGUGCGCCGUACAAGAUCAAUCUUUUCUUGGACGGCACGCGCAACUUUGGUGGGCCUGAUUCAAAGGGCUUCAUUGCCAGUAUCUACAAUUUUAGUGGCUCCCUGGAAUCGUGUGCCUGUGGUAACUGUCAGCGGCAGAAGAAGGAUGGUGUCAAGUGCAUUGCGCAAGUGCCGGCAACCGUCCCAAUGCGCCGAUUUAUGGGGAAAACUGCAACUGCAGUGCAGACCACCAGGGAUAUAAGAGACGAACCAAAGCCCGUAUACCUAGCUGUGGACAGUUUGGGAACUCCCGUUCAAAUGGACAUUCACGUCGAGCUGCAUAAAUCCAGGAGAGAAUACUACAAAAAGCCUUUUCAGCCUGACCCAAACGAUCCUUUGGAGUAUAAUUUUCUUAAGCAUGGAAAGCAAGCCCCAGACUGGGCUUUCGCUUCGACGAGAUCAAGCGACCGACUAGAAGUCUACUUGAUAUCUAUUCCGGAAGCAAGAAAGGUCAAGAGUUGCCUUCAGGAGUUGGAAGUCAAGAAGCUUGGAACACAUGAAGGGUUAUGGCCAAACCUUACACCUGAACUGGGUAUAUAA
Molecule: messenger RNA, 2025 nt
Organism: Aspergillus nidulans FGSC A4
Lineage: Eukaryota; Fungi; Ascomycota; Eurotiomycetes; Eurotiales; Aspergillaceae
Exons: 9
Coding region: 1-2025 (674 amino acids)
Molecular function (GO): tyrosinase activity; oxidoreductase activity
Source: RefSeq, a predicted model, not a curated record